Messenger RNA from Neurospora crassa OR74A, 1272 nucleotides. RefSeq lists its product as hypothetical. NCBI's taxonomy places the organism in Eukaryota, Fungi, Ascomycota, Sordariomycetes, Sordariales, Sordariaceae. The record is from RefSeq and is a predicted model, not a curated record. The transcript has a single exon. The coding region runs from base 1 to 1026 and encodes 341 amino acids.
AUGUCCUCAUCCGGUCGCAUCGCCAACAACGCCGGCGCCGGCGUCGCUCCUACAGCGCCUGCAGUCGAAUACCACAACCCAACAGACGACACUGCCCUUUCCAUUGAGGACAACAGCAACACAACAUUGGAUGACGUCUGGGGCGACGAUGGCGACAACAACGAUGAUGAUGUCUGGGGCGACGACUCACAUUCUCACUCCCAUUCACAUGAAGACCACCAUCACUAUUACCAUCACGAAGCAACGGUGAGAGGCCACGGAGGGCAUAAUCACCCGUCAGACAUCCCCCGCCUCCAACAGGAACACACCACAGCUGGCUAUCGUGAUGGCAUCACCGUUGCCAAAGCCGAGCACGUGCAGGCUGGGUUUGACGAGGGGUUUGGGCUUGGAGCGACGAUCGGCGCUAUGGCGGGGCAAUUGUUGGGGGUUUUGGAGGGGUUGAGUUUUUCUCUUGGCUCUUCUUCUUCGUCGGCGAAGGGGCGCAAACCACCACAGCAGGAUGAUGAUGAAGGAGAAGGGGAGGAGGAGGAGGAGGAGGAUAUCAAGGAGAGAGUCAAGAGGUUGUUGGCGGAAGCAGAAAAGGAUCUCAGCGUGCACAGUAUCUACGGCAAGGAGUACUGGGAUGAGGAUGGGACUUGGAAGUUUGAGGUCCCAGGGGAGACAGAGGAGCAGCAUGAGCGGUAUCAGCAUCCUGAGCGAGAGCAACCGCAACAACAACAACAGCGACAGAGGGAUCAAGAGGACAUGGAAGAGGAGGACCAAAAGAAAGAGCAAAAAGAAGCAGAGCCAGAAAUUCUCUUUCCUGACAUUGCGCUAGCACAUCCGCUCAUUAAGAAGUGGGAUCAGAUUAUCCGGACCGAGCUGGCUGAGAGGUUUGGCUUGGUUUGGGACGUUGCGGUGUUGCUGCCGAGGAGCGAGGAGGACGAACAUGAGGAGGGUCAUAAGCAUGGUCAUGUGGUGAAGGAUACGGAAGAGCAGAAAGAUGCGAAGCCGGUGAGGGCGACUAGUCAGGCGCUGGCUUGGUGAAGGCUGGAAAAUAUGAGGGCAGAGAGAAUGAAUGGUUGAGGAACAUUUUGAUGGGGGUGAGAGAAGCUACAGAGGAAACUUGAAGGUUCUGUGAACUCGGGUCAAGAGUGUCUGCAUCUUCUCACACUGGACGGGUGUAAACGCCAUUGUGACACCCCUUCGUUCUUGUUUUGGCUAUCAUGCCGAGAAAAUAUACCGUAUUGAUGGAGUAAAAUAUUCACCCCUAAACCUGAAAUAAAAAGUAUG